Messenger RNA from Danio aesculapii, 4544 nucleotides. RefSeq names its product SAM pointed domain-containing Ets transcription factor. The record is from RefSeq and is a predicted model, not a curated record. Gene Ontology annotation, biological process: regulation of transcription by RNA polymerase II; cell differentiation. Lineage: Eukaryota; Metazoa; Chordata; Actinopteri; Cypriniformes; Danionidae. Gene Ontology annotation, cellular component: nucleus. Gene Ontology annotation, molecular function: DNA-binding transcription factor activity, RNA polymerase II-specific; sequence-specific DNA binding. Bases 234 to 1211 code for a protein of 325 amino acids. The transcript has 6 exons.
UACUUGAAGUCUUGCGCACACCCACAUCAGGUGCACACACACACACGCUUGUCACUCGCAGUAUUAGUCAUUGAGGUUAGUAAUGUGGCACUGCACAAUACCAGCCUGUCGCAUUCCCUGAGUCUGCAGGAGGCCAAAAACAAGAGGCACUUCUGAGAAACCAGCAGAAACGUGAAGGAAAAAACAGGCCUUCCUGCUGCAUCUGCAUCACUGAAUCACCUGGACGGGCGAUAAUGGCCAGUCCGGUCCGAAUUCAUACAGAAAGUGCUGUUCUUCAGCCUCCGCACUCCACAGGCUUCACUGAAAGCUCGCUGGCUCUUCUUAAAAGAGAAGAUGGCAUUGUGCAGAGUUCAGAGAUGCUGGAACACAAAGCCUCAGACAGAGGACUUUACCUGUCCUGCUUUGACAUGCUGUUCACUGAGGAUGCUGCGUGGCUGGUGAGGGUUUCGGAUGCGCCUGCGGCCGCUGGAGCCAGGCUUGAGCCCGAGCAGUGCCCUGUGAUCGACAGCCCCGGGCUGGGAGCCUCACCUCUGUCACCCACCCUGGAGGAACAGGUGGAGGAGAGAUCCUUAGAGCAGGUGCAGAGUCUAGUCGUGGGAGAAGUUCUGAAGGACAUCGAAACGGCUUGUAAACUUCUCAACAUCACACCAGACCCCAUGGAGUGGAAUUGUGGGAACGUUCAGAAGUGGCUGUUGUGGACGGAGCAUCUCUACAGGCUUCCGCAGGUGGGAAAAGCUUUCCAAGACCUGGAUGGGAAAGAUUUAUGUUCCAUGAGUGAGGAAGAUUUCCGACAGCGUUCGCCACAGUGCAGCGAAACACUACAUGCACAUCUGGACAUAUGGAAAUCAGCUGCCUGGAUGAAGGAAAGAUGUUCGGGUGGAGAGACCAGGAUGAGGGAGGGUGAAGAGCUAUGGUCAGAAGCAGAUUCGUCUUGUUCUGGUCAGCCGAUUCACCUGUGGCAGUUCCUCAGAGAACUCCUGCUCAAACCUCACAGUUACGGACGUUGCAUUCGCUGGCUCAAUAAAGAGAAAGGGAUCUUCAAAAUCGAGGAUUCGGCUCACGUGGCUCGUCUCUGGGGCUUGAGGAAGAACCGUCCUGCUAUGAACUAUGACAAACUCAGCCGCUCAAUUCGGCAGUACUAUAAAAAGGGCAUCAUCCGCAAGCCAGACGUCUCACAAAGACUAGUCUAUCAGUUCGUCCAUCCGGUAUAAGGAAACUCAACCAGCAGAACUUUAUGAACUGACAAACCCUCCUACACACUUCUCGCUUUUUCUUUUGGAGACUAUUUCUGGGUUUUUGCACAACAGCGAAACCAAGAAAAAUGUAGGAGAAAGUUCCGAGAUAUCAAUCAUUUACUAAGUAUAAAAUAUAAUUGUGCUCAGAAAUGUCCAAUAUAUACUUGCACUCUUUUAAAAUGUGUGUCUGUUUAACAUUCUUCAAUGUAAGGCAAGAAACUACAGGUGCAUCAGUAUAGCUAAGUUGCUGAUAUAUUAACUAAUACAUUGAAAACUAUUUGUAUUUCAGAGAUUCUGUAAUGUGAUGUUUAAAUAUGCACUAAUUUGUAAGCAAGUUGAAGGAUUUAUGGAGGUCAUUUCUUUUAUCACUACACAAAAGUCAAGGACAAUUUUCACCAUGUUUCAGGGAUAAAAUGUUAAAUAUAUUAGGCAAAUAUAGUUUUUGAAAUUUGAAAUAUAAUAAUAUUACAAUAAUAACAGCAAUAUUGUGAGGCAUUAUUUAAAAUAUGUGUACAUACACACAACGGCCACUUUAUUAGGUACACCUGUCCAACUGCUCGUUAACGCAAAUUUCGAAUCAGUCAAUCACAUGGCAGCAACUCACUGCAUUUAGGCAUGUAGACAUGGUCAAGACGAUCUGCUGCAGUUCAAACCAAGCAUCAGAAUGAGAAAGAAAGUCGUUGCUGACCAUGUCCAUCCCUUUAUGAUCAGUGUACCCAUCUUCUGAUGGCUACUUCCAGCAGGUUAAUGCACCAUGUCAUAAAGAACAAAUGAUCUCAGACUGGUUUCCUGAACAUGACAAUGAGUUCACUGUAUUCAAAUGGCCUCCACAGUCACUAGAUCUCAAUCCAAUAGAGCACCUUUGGGAUGUGGUGGAAUGAGAGAUUUGCAUCAUGGAUGUGCAGCCGACAAAUCUGCAGCAACUGCGUGAUACUAUCAUGUCAAUAUGGACCAAAAUUUCUGAGGAAUAUUUCCAGUAUGUUGUUGAAUAUAUGACAGGAAGGAUUAAGGGAGUUCUGAAGGCAAAAGGGGGUCCAACCUGGUACCACAGCUAGUCCCGCAUUAGCUAACAUAUGAUUCACCAAUCAGACAAUUCCUAAGUCACCAUAAAUAACCAGAGUUUCAUACCACAGUUUUCUUCACCUUGAGGACAUCCCCCUUCCAGAGGACAUCCCCCUUCCACCCCUACUCCUCCUCCAUUUCCUAGAUAGGGCAGCACGGUGGCCCAGCGGUUAGCACUGUUGCCUCACAGCAAGAAUGUCACUGGUUCAAGUCCUUACCAGGCCAUUCGACAUUUCUGUGCGGAGAUUACAUGUUCUCCCCAUGUUCUCAUGGGUUUCCCCUGGGUUCCCCCAUUUCCUCCCACCGUCCAAAGAUAUGCAACAUAAGUGAAUUGACUAAACCAAAAAUUCCCACCAGAGAUGAGUUCUUAGCCAGCAGUUAAUCUCUCCAUAGCAAUCCCUAAUUUGAAUUUAGCCAUAAACAACAAGAGUUGUCGGGAUGUACCCGAGCUCAAACUUCACUCUCGCCCUGCAAACGGGAGGGAGCCCCGGGCUCGAGGAUCUUAUGAGCUCAGGGUUCACUACCGGGACAGCAUGUCAGACACGCUUUAUAAUCAAUCAUCAGCUAUCUGUGAACUGUGAGCAUUUUACAGUAUAUUCACUUAGAUUAGAAAACAGUUAGUCUAAAUGUAUUUAAUAUUUCACAAUAUUACAGUUUUUACUGUAUUUUUGAUCAAAUAAAUUCAGCCUUGCUGAGCAGAAGACUGUAAAACUCAAGUUUUGGUGUAUUUCUAAAAGGUGAUAUAACUGAAAUCCACAGAUGAAAAUAAAGUGCAAAAAAAUUAAAACAAGCACUUAAAUAUGUAUUUCGGAUGAUGUCUGGAAGUAAAAUAGCUAAAAGCUGAUUAUUAUAUAGAAAAUAAAAACAAUUUCACCUGUAGUGUCUUGCCUUAAACAUCCCCACAUGAAAAAAAAAAUACCAUAAUGUAUAGUAAAUACUAUAGUGCUCGUAAAGUAAUUAAGUCUACAGCUGGAAUAAUAUGUCCAAUGACUUAUGACACUGUAAUUAUGAAUACUGUUACAAUACUGUAGUUUUCUACAACUAUACUAUACAACACUACAAUAUAGGGCUGGGCGAUAUGGCAUAAAUGCAAUCUCUGAUUAUUUUCCAUAUUGAACGAUAACAAUAAAUAAUUUGAUCAGUUGUCAAUCCUUUCCGAUUUAAAAGACAAUGACUGAAGCCAUAAAAUUUAGAGCGUCCAUUCAAUAGCACAACAUAUUUUCGGCCGAUAAAUUUAAGUGGCAGAAAAUUCGGUACAUCUCUAAUAUCAACACACUUGUUGCACAUUUCUGCAGUGUGAUAGGCUCUUAGAUCAAUAUAGAGUAAAAACGUCCAGAGCUUAUCACUGUUAUUGACAUAAAUUUAUCGCGAUUCGAUAUAUCGUUUAUCGGCCCCACUACAAUACACCCAUUCACAGUAGUAAAACAAAAGUUUAUUCCAGUAUUUGUUACAGUUUAUAAAAUCAUUACAGUUAAUACUAAAGUAUGCUGUAACAUUCAAUAACAAAGUGUUGUGGAUACUAUAACAUAAACUUUACUGUAGUAUGGUUCAAAAACACUGUUUAAUACAUAUUACUGUAGUAUUUUUCAUGUGGGUGGUAUUAGCUUUGCACUGCUACUCUCUGUUACUUCAACAAAAGUCUGUUGAAUAGAUUUUUGAUGUUUAACAGUAGCACUAAAGGUGAAAACGAGCAGUUUAAUCGACGUUAAAGUAUGUUACAGGUUUUAUUUCGCCAGGUCUGCCUGUCCUGCCAGCGUGUCUGUCUCUGACUGAGCAAACCUUCAUUUUUUUGCUAUAAUCUCUGCCUGCCACCAAACAAACAUCCCCUUUUUCUGUCUGCUGAUUAAUUGCACUGCAAACCUUUCAAGUCUGUCCAAGUGAACUUUCUCCAGUUUCUUCAAUAAUCGUCCGCUUGUGCACACACCUCCAUCUUACGUCAGGUUUUAGAUUCGCGCGUUUUCCGCAUUUGUCACGUGUCCUGUAACGGUGAAUUUGACGCAGGUUUACGUAAGGAAGCACGGAAAGGAAAGUCAUUACAUGAGCCUGAGGGAGAUUUGCUUUCUUUUGUGGCUCUUGUGUUUUGUACGUUUCUAUUGUGAAGUCUAAUCUUGAAGAGUCAAUGGUUCUUUACAUGUCGGGGUUACGAAAUAUUAGCCGUAAUCUUACAGUUAUUCAAAGCCGAGAGGCCAUUUUUCAUUCAGUGGUUGUUCAUUGUGCAUUUUCAUUAUUAAAUAAUCCUUUUUUUCA